Diversispora eburnea is the source of this 669-nucleotide messenger RNA. Lineage: Eukaryota; Fungi; Glomeromycota; Glomeromycetes; Diversisporales; Diversisporaceae. The record is from the annotation of a GenBank genome assembly.
AUGUGUAAUUUUGGUCAACAGCGUCAACCUCCAAAUGAACUUGCUUUAUGGUAUGGCAGUAUACCUAUAUGCACGAAAUUUUUAUUCACAAGUUUUAUAGCAGUAACAUUGAUAGAAUGGUCUGGACGGUUAGAUCCAAGACUAUUUGCAUAUAUUCCAGAAGAAAUUUAUAAAGGAUUUCAGGAUUUGGAGACUACAAAGUUUGCGGGACGUACAGCUGAUUAUGUUUAUUUUCUUUUAAUGGAAGCGGGUUUAAUUCUCAUAGCCGGUUGGUUAUUUGAAAUAAGGUACCUUAAUCAAAGUCUUCUUAUGUCAAUUAUAUAUUUAUGGUCUCAACAAAAUCCAUAUUUUCCUUGGGUUCUUUUAAUAUUUGAUUUCUUACAAAUGGGAGGUCGUAUACCCUGGAAUACACUUAUUGGAAUAAUUACUGGACAUAUAUUUUACUUUUUACAUGAUCUUUAUCCAGCCAGUGGUGGAACAAGAUUUUUAAAUACUCCUCAAUGGUUAUAUCGUAUUUUUACACCUCCUCCUGUGAGUAUUAAUAAUGGUGGCGGCGGAAUAAGAACAUCUUUUGGAACAGUUAUUCCACCAACUUCGGGAAAUCGAUCUUCCGAAGGUCGAGAAGUUAGACAUCGAUGGGGUAGCGGACAGAGAUUAGGAUCAGAAUAA